Tyto alba (common barn owl) is the source of this 1202-nucleotide messenger RNA. RefSeq names its product M-phase phosphoprotein 6 (gene MPHOSPH6). The record is from RefSeq and is a predicted model, not a curated record. Bases 315 to 770 code for a protein of 151 amino acids. Gene Ontology annotation, biological process: maturation of 5.8S rRNA. The transcript has 5 exons. NCBI's taxonomy places the organism in Eukaryota, Metazoa, Chordata, Aves, Strigiformes, Tytonidae.
GGAUAAACCGGGCCGUUUCGGCAGCCCCCUUCCCUGGUUUGGGGUAUUUUCGUGCUCCUUUCCACCUUCGCCGGCAUAAGGCGAUUUCCGAGAGCCGUCAGCGAGUACCGGGCCGCUCGCAGGCUGGCGAGCGGUCGGGGGGGGGGGGCGGGGGUGUUAUGAACUGCAGGGUGCUGGAGGGUUUGGUGCAGGAGAGCGACUUCAUGAUCACAGCAAAAGUCUGGCCCUAGCAAGAGCCGACUUUGGGGCACCAGUUGUGAGUCUUAUCGUUCCACCCGAUUUCUCUGCAGUUGGGUUGCUUGUCAUGAAUAAAAAUGUUCAUGCAAAGGGGUUUGGAUUCACAAACUAAAAAACAACUAGAAGAAGAAGAAAAGAAGAUAAUUAGUGAAGAACACUGGUAUCUUGAUUUACCAGAUCUAAAGGAGAAAGAGAGCUUUAUAAUAGAAGAGAGGAGCUUUAUGCCAUGUGAGGAUCUACUUUAUGGCAGAAUGUCCUUCAAAGGAUUCAAUCCUGAAAUCGAGAAGUUAAUGAUCCAGAUGAACUCUAAAUGCAAGGAAGAAGAAAUUGAAGUGGAUGAUAAAAUGGAGGCUGAUGUGUCGGAUGAAGAAAUGGCCAGAAGAUAUGAAACGUUAGUGGGAACAGUGGGGAAGAAAUUCUUGAGAAAGAGAGACCAGCAUGUACUCCAGGAUGAAGAUGACGAUGAAGAUGGGAAUAGUAACACAAGACCUAGCAAAAAAGUUAAGAAAAAGUUCUUAAAACCUCAGGAUUAAUGUCAACUGCACAACUGGAGCUAAUAGAAAUGUUAUCUACCAAAUACAGUACCGCAAACUGGAGAUUGGAGUUUUUGCUAUUUAGUGUAAAGGAUAGAUUUGUAAAUAUGAGUCUGUUCUCGUUGAAAUUUCUACCAUCCACGUGACAAACGUUUUUCAGAGUGGAUGUGCGUAUAAUGGAUGUCAUACAUCCCUUCCUCUCAGCAGCGUUUAAUGUGUGGGGCACUAAUACCAUCAGUCUUUUUAAAUGUUGUGCAUAACUAUGUUGAGUGUCACAUGCAGUCAAGAGCAACAUUAUUUACAAUUUAUGAUAACAUCUGAAAGAAGUAUUUGGAGUAAAGAUGAGCUUUGUCCAAUGCAGUAAGGCAGUUCAGCUUUCAUUUUUUUUUUAUUAUGAAAAUUAAAACCUUUAUGUCUUCAGAUUGAAAAACA